AUGGAAACCCUGCCGCUGUUCCCUCAGGUCCUACCUCGACUACCGNGCCUUCGAUGUCCUUUCAAACUAGCCACAUUUAAUGUGCGCACUCUGAUGCGAAUAGGACAACAAGCCGGUUUAGUUUGUACGCUCGAGACCCUAGCCAUCGAUGUGUGUUGUAUCCAAGAAACUCGCAUUCAAGACUCCAGCUCCAUUAUCCGAUUAAAGUCCCCAUCAGUGAACUUUCACUUACGCCUCUCUGGGGACCCUGAGGCUGCGGCUUCCGGCCUCCCUGGCGUCGGCGUGGCUCUCAGUGAGAGAGCUGAAGCCGCGCUUCUGGACUGGAUCCCAGUCGACAAUGGUGUGAAGUCCGUCGAGACGGAUGUUGCUAGUCAAACAGUCACGGUACAAUCUGAUCUUCCACGAGAAGAAAUUUUGAGAACCUUGGAGAAAACGCAGAAAAAAAUCACUGUGAUUUCCUAA
Echinostoma caproni is the source of this 462-nucleotide messenger RNA. The record is from the annotation of a GenBank genome assembly. NCBI's taxonomy places the organism in Eukaryota, Metazoa, Platyhelminthes, Trematoda, Plagiorchiida, Echinostomatidae.